CAACCGUUAUAAAAUCGCUUUUACUGCCGGUAAUAUCGUAAACACGGCUCAUAUCGUCCGACACUCGUCGACGGUGCUGCUGAUUAUACUGAGGGAGUGUUUGUUUAUCCCGCUUGUGCAGUAUAUACGUAUAACAAACAGUACUGAGACGUGUGGCUUUACCACUGAGCCCUACACUAGGCGAUAUUAUUAUCUAAAUAUAUAUAUACAGAACGUUUCCUCACUGCCUACAUAAAUAAAUAAGUGCAACCAAUAAAAUUAUGAAAAACAAAAAGUCGUUGAGUAUUAUGGCGUCGUUUCUCGGCGUGUUCGUCACGUGUUCGCAUGGUCAAACUCGUGGCAAUAAGCUAGCAGGAACAAUGGAGGUGGCUAAAGGGGAGAUAGACAAAGUUAUAGAAGAUGAACUGACACACAAACUCGGCGAGGAUCUGCUGCAGAGCAUCGAGAGGAAGUUUCAAGUGGACCUCGAGAGGUCUGUGGAUCUUGUCCUGAUAAAGAUCAAAAUGCUGCUCCAGAACGGCACCGUCCAUAUCCAGGAUAGGCUAGCGGAACUACAGGACCUGCUCGACGGCAUGAAGCAGACCAACCAGAUACAGGUAGAGCAAUGCCUGGUGGAACAGCAGAACGCGACGGCGGCGCUGGCCGAGAAAGCGCUGCACCAGAUGGUUGUGUGCGGGUACGCGCUCAUCGGCCACGACCCUGCGCAUGCGGUUCGCACCGUAAUCGCUCUCAAGGAUAUGAUCAAGCAAGGUCUUAUGCCGAUAUACGAGCAGAAGAGGGAGCUUUACGGCUCCCUCAAGACAUGCGGACACAACCACGAGUCACUCAAGAAGGUCAUCAAGUGCGUCAUCUCUAAGUCGCCACUAAUAAAAACCGCAAUGAUGGAGGUGACAGGGAAAUUAAUCGAAGGCGUGGUAGACUUGACGAAACUUCUGGCGCACGGCGCGAUGCACGAGGCGUGUCUCAUAGAGGUCAUCAAGACUGUCGAGGACGCAGCGUUUGAUCUCAUCGCUCACGUCAGGAAAUGCGUAUAUCAUAACGACACAACAGCAGAAGUGGAAAGCUAUCUUCUAGAAAAUAACGCGACAAUUCUUGACAUAGAUAAUAAGAAAAAGGAUGACUCCCGUCCAAGUGUUCAGGAAAACAUCGAAGAAGUACAAGAAAUGAAAGACCUAAUAAGAAGAAUGCUCACUGAUAAAGGAAAAGAGCUCGAUAAGAGAUUCAAAAGAAAAUUAAUCAAACUUCAGCAAGAUUUGAAAUCCGUGGAUACUAACGAUGUAGCAGGGACCGCUAUUAAGGAUGAUUGAAGAAUUGUUUGCCAGUAAUUAUAUUAAUAGUUUUAUAAGUCGGUUUUGAUUGAUGGCAAUAAUAAAAUUUAUGGUUAAUCGUAAACU
Messenger RNA from Manduca sexta (tobacco hornworm), 1394 nucleotides. RefSeq lists its product as uncharacterized. The transcript has 7 exons. Lineage: Eukaryota; Metazoa; Arthropoda; Insecta; Lepidoptera; Sphingidae. The coding region runs from base 261 to 1307 and encodes 348 amino acids. The record is from RefSeq and is a predicted model, not a curated record.